Molecule: messenger RNA, 417 nt
Organism: Adineta ricciae
Lineage: Eukaryota; Metazoa; Rotifera; Eurotatoria; Adinetida; Adinetidae
Source: the annotation of a GenBank genome assembly
AUGUCGGCAUCAAUUUUAAUUGAUUACAAUCAAAUAAAUGGUUCCAUAUGUAUUACACUGCCAAUGCCAUCAAUAACUAUUCAAUUUGCCGACCAAAAUGGUGCGAUCAAUGUUCCAUGCACUUGCGCACGGAACAACCAAGCGUCCGAAUUAAUUGAAACGAAAGAAGAUAAACAUACAAAAGAAGAAUUCACUGAAAUAAAAGAAGAAAAGCCUAUAAAACAAGAAUCGAUUGAUUAUGACAAUGAAAUCAGCGAAUAUAUUUUGCAUGAAGAUGCAAAUCUCUAUCAAAAUAUGGUUUCGCCUAUUUCACUAUCAGAAUCUGAAAAUGAAGAAUUCAAUCAUUUAUGGCAAGAAAAUUUUAAUGAUAUUCCUGAAAUAGUUCAAUAUUUGAAACACGGUAUUGUAUUAAAUUAG